Molecule: messenger RNA, 3023 nt
Organism: Cryptomeria japonica (Japanese cedar)
Lineage: Eukaryota; Viridiplantae; Streptophyta; Pinopsida; Cupressales; Cupressaceae
Product: putative cyclic nucleotide-gated ion channel 8
Exons: 9
Coding region: 473-2674 (733 amino acids)
Biological process (GO): transmembrane transport; monoatomic ion transport
Cellular component (GO): membrane
Molecular function (GO): monoatomic ion channel activity; protein binding
Source: RefSeq, a predicted model, not a curated record
AACCGGUUUAACGUCAGGAUUUGCAGAAGUAAGCAGUCCCCAUAUACACGGUGUGGAAUAUUAAUGGGGUCCAUGACACCAAUCACCAGCUUUGACUGCUAUUGUGCAAACACCUCAGGCAGUCAAGUCAUACCGUACCCGAAAACUCUGGGAAGCUGCCCUCGAUGCGACCGGCUUCGAGCUAUUCACCUUUAAGAGGUCACCACCAUACAUUUACAGGGGGAGCCAAAUCCUGGAGUCCUGCAACUUUUCAUCACUGCUGCUAGUAUGAAUCAAAUGGCAGUGUUGCUUGUUGAGAUUAUGUCUUGACCUUUGUUCAGGCAAAACUAUAAGGAAAAUGUUGAUGACAGGAACAUAAAUUGCAUGGCUGCUGAUAGAUAAGUUGCACAUGUUAUCUCGAAGAUGGAUUUUCUCAUUAAUUCAACUGGAGCAGUUAUCCAUUAGCUGAUCUAAGCUUGAUCUUUGCUGGGUCAUGCACAUCUCUGAUACUAGUAGAAGAUUUCAGGUUAUGGGGGGGCAAAAAGAGCGAUUUGUGAGGUUUCAAAGUGAUUCAGGAUCUGAAAGAUCUCUGGAAAUAGAUAGGGGUGGACUUGGUGAAUAUGUUUCCAGUUCUGAUAGUUUUGGACGAACACCAAGUUCUAUAUCUUCUUCUGUCAGAAGAGGGUGGGAAAAGGGCUCACAGGGUUUGAAGAAUAUUGGCCGAUCAUUGCGUUUUGGGGUCUCAAGGGAAGUUUUUUCUGAAGACUUGAAAUCAUCUGACAAAAAAAUAUUUGAUCCUCAAGACAAGUUCCUUCAGAAAUGGAAUAAGAUAUUUGUUAUAUCAUGUCUAGCUGCAGUAUCUGUGGAUCCAUUGUUCUUUUAUCUUCCGGUCAUUAACAACGAUUCAGAAUGCCUUGAUAUAGAUGAUAAUAUAGCAAUAAUUGCUACUGUGCUUCGGACAAUCACAGAUAUCUUUUAUUUAAUGCACAUGGCCCUUCAGUUUCGGACUGCCUUCAUUGCUCCAUCAUCUAGAGUAUUUGGAAGAGGAGAGCUUGUGAUAGAUCCUAUAAAGAUAGCAAAGCGCUACUUGUCAACAUACUUCAUAAUUGACAUUCUUGCUGUUCUUCCUCUUCCACAGGUGGUUAUCUGGAUUAUUAUGCCAAGAAUGAGAGGUUCAGCUGCACUAAACACCAAAAAUUCAUUGCGAUUCAUUGUCUUGUUACAGUACCUGCCCAGAUUUAUUCGAAUAUUCUCUCUUUCUAAAGAGGUAAUAAGAACAGCUGGUGUAUUGACUGAAACAGCAUGGGCUGGUGCUGCAUACAACUUACUUCUUUAUAUGCUUGCAAGCCAUGUUCUUGGAGCUUGUUGGUAUUUUCUUGCAUUGGAACGGCGAGAUACUUGCUGGCGAGAGGCUUGUAGUAAUAAUUCAAACACAUGCGAAACUAGGAUGCUCUAUUGUGAGAAGCAUUCUGAUCCUCCGCAUAUAUUAUCUGAAGCUGACAAGAAUUAUUUUCAAUCUUAUUGUAAUGCAUCUGGUUCUGAACAUUUUGACUUUGGGAUUUACGCUGAUGCCCUUACAAGUCGAAUUGUCACAUCACCAAAAUUUUUGCAGAAGUAUUUCUAUUGCUUGUGGUGGGGCCUACGGAAUCUAAGUUCACUUGGGCAGAGUCUGGUCACAAGCACUUAUCUUUGGGAGAUUUUAUUUGCAAUGUUUAUUGCUAUCCUCGGCUUGGUUCUGUUUGCCCUGCUUAUUGGCAACAUGCAGACAUAUCUGCAGUCUUUGACUGUUAGGUUAGAAGAAAUGAGAGUGAAGCGCCGAGAUACAGAGCAAUGGAUGCGCCAUCGUUUACUUCCAGAAAACCUCAGGGAACGCGUCCGCCGGUAUGACCAGUAUAAGUGGUUGGAAACAAGAGGGGUAGAUGAAGAGACUUUAAUUUAUAAUCUGCCAAAGGAUCUGAGACGUGAUAUAAAACGUCAUCUUUGCUUGGAUUUGGUCAGGAGGGUACCUUUGUUUGAGAGUAUGGAUGAACAACUUUUGGAUGCAAUGUGCGAACGACUCAAGCCAUCUCUUUAUACAGAGCAUACAUAUAUUGUAACAGAGGGAGAUCCAGUUGAUGAGAUGCUUUUCAUUAUUCGGGGUCAUUUAGAAAGUGACACAACAAAUGGAGGAAGAACUGGGUUUUUCAACCGGGGUUUACUCAAACAAGGAGAUUUCUGUGGGGAGGAACUACUGACAUGGGCUUUGGAUCCCAAGUCUGGUGCAAACCUUCCGUCUUCUACAAGAACUGUGAGAGCCUUGACUGAGGUAGAGGCAUUUGCACUAAGGGCAGAGGAUUUGAAGUUUGUUGCAAGUCAAUUCAGGCGUCUACAUAGCCGUCAGGUUCAGCACACUUUCCGUUUCUAUUCUCAACACUGGCGAACUUGGGCUGCUUGUUUCAUUCAAGCUGCAUGGCGUCGAUACUGUAGAAGAAAAAAUGAAGAGAUUCGCCGCAGAGAGGAAAAACGACUGCGAGCAGCUCUUUCAGGGAACGGAAAUGCUUCUCCUAGUCUUGGAGCAACUAUAUAUGCAUCUCGAUUUGCUGCUAAUGCCUUACGUUUUCAUAGACAACGUAAUUUGCAGCUUCCAGAAAGGACAACCCCAGUAAUUAAGCUUCAAAAGCCAGCAGAACCAGAUUUCAGUGUUGAAGAUGCUUGAUGAAACUAGAACACGAGGGAAUAAACAUCUUUCCUCCUGUGAAUGUGUGCGUUAUGUAUGCUAGGUUUGAAAACUUGUGUAAAUAGCUUUUCAAAAUUGCCACCUUGUACUGUCCCAUGAAAAAUAUUUUUAAAAAAUUGUAUCCUUAAUAUCCGUGCUCAAAAAAAUCAAGUCUGAAGAUUAGGAUCUGUCAAGCAAUCUAAUGCCCAAUGCACUGUACGGAUACACACCCAUCUGAAUACAUCAGAGUUCAUUGAGAAUUUGUUGAUGAUUAUGUUUAUAUAUUCUUUAAGCGUUUCAAAUCUAUAAUGCAAUAUAUUCAUUUUCCUCUUAUGGUUUGAACUUGUAA